AUGUGUCAAGACGAAUUCGAUGCACAGAAGGAGCUCUGGGAGGCGUUCGAAGCUGGUGAUUUGGAUAGAUUUCAUAAUGCUAUCAUUCUAGGCGGCCAGCCCAAUCUUAUUUCCAACGAUAACAUCAAUAACAUGAGCAUCUAUGAGAAGGUGUUGUCCAAAUCGGGAUCUGCAAAAUUUAUAAGGGAUUGCAUUAAUGCAGGCUGUGACGUCAAUUAUGUGAAUCCACAGCUUAAUAAGGCUGCCAUUAAUUAUGCAGCUGAAUCGAAGAAUCCGCAAAAUCUUUCAAUGCUGUUGCAUCAAUCCAAUUGCAAGGUGAACUUGGAUCAUCAGUUUAAAGACGAGACGCCAUUGAAUGCGCUGGUCAAAAGUCUGACUCCUGAAAAUGUUGGACGUGUCUUCUACUGCAUAAGUAUACUUCUGCAUAAUGGUGCCUCGCCCAAUUUGGCCGAUCGCGAUGGUAAAACCCCUUUGCAAAUUGUGCUGCAAUUGGAAAAAAUUCCCCUGGAACCGCGCUGUAAUUUAAUCAUCGAGUUCCUCAAGCUACCCGAGUUGAGUCAGCAAAAUUAUCGCGAGGUGCGACAAUUUCUGAGCUUGAAGGAGGAUCAAGUGCUGGAGCUGUUGGCAGGAUAUCAGAAAGAUAUAGUGGCUUGGAACAGCAGGGUAAUGCAGCAAAUACUGCUCAAGGAGCAUAUCACUAACAAUUCGGAAAAGGCACUGAAGGCUGUAAUUGCAAUGCUUAAUUCGAAUACGUCGGAGGAUAAUGAACGACUGGUUAAAGUCGCCAUCGAAGCGGGCAACUGGACAACUGUCUUAUCCUUACUGAAAAGCGAAUCACUUCAGAAUAAACCCAAGAGCAAGUUACUCAAGACAAUGAUCAAGCAGGCGCAAAUUCAACCCUCACUUAAUCAUGAAUAUCAGAGCUGUCUGCUGCAACUGCUGAAGGAUCAGGAGAAUUGCGUCAAUCAAUAUGAUGAUCAUCAUAAUACUCCCCUACAUUAUGCUGUGCUCUAUCGCAAUGAGAUUGCCAUAAAAGAGCUAUUACGUCAAGGUGCCAGGCUGGGAUUGUCUAGUUCAGGGAAGAGACUGCCCAUAGAGGAUAUGGAUGUGAAGCUGCUCGAGGAACACUUCGAUUAUUGCAUCACGAGCCGUGGAAAGAAACCCAGUCAUGAGCAGUAUGAGAUUAUUAUGAAUUGUUUGAAUUUGACGAAUCGACAUAAGGAUUUGGACAUUGCUCCCAUUGUUUGUAUGGCCAAGUCGAAGGAGCUGUGUCCCUUGUUGCAACACCCAUUGAUCACUUGCUUUCUGCUCCUCAAAUGGCAGAGACUCUCCACAGUUUUCUACACUCACUUCCUGAUCUUCAUACUCCUUAGUGCCAGUUUGGUUGCCCAUGUCGUUCUACGUUUUCCUCAGCGCAUUCAUUAUGAACUUCCUAUCCUGAUCCUAAGUACUAUAAUCUUCUGCUUAAUUGGCUAUAUACUAAUUGUAGAACUGUCGAAUUACCUGAUGACCCAUAAACUCCCUAGUUAUGUAAGUCUCCCGCUGGUGACGCUGCUUAUUCUGAACUGCAUCGAGUGGGGUGAAAAUCUGGAAACCCAAAGAAUUUAUGCCGUUUUUGUCAUCAUGUUGAUGGCCUUCAAGCUAACAAUUCUUAUAGGGGCUUUGCCUUUUCCCUCCAUAUCGACACACAUGCUCAUGUUGCGACAGGUGACGAGUAAUUUUUUAAAAUGCCUGGCCCAGUAUUCUAUAUUGAUCUUUACCUUUGGUCUGUGCUUCUAUAUCAUUUUUGGAUCGCCAAUUGUAGCAGAUUCCUUUCUCUCCUAUUCCCAUCCGGAUACAACUUUAAUGAAAACUCUUGUCAUGUUCACUGGCGAAUAUGAUGAAAAUGAUUUUACUGGUUAUUACACUUCAAUAGUGCUGAUUAUUUUCAUGUUUAUGACCAUGAUACUGACCAACUUAUUAGGCGGACUGGCUGUCAAUGAUACUCAGAACAUUCAAGCCAAGGUGGAGCUAAAUGCUGCCAUUUGUCGCACAAAUCUGUUGAAUAGCUACGAGGGCAUUUUGAAAGGACAUUGGGGAAAUUCCGAAUGGUUACGUGUUGUUUUCCAAAAGCUGAUGCAUAUCCAGACUGAUUGUUCAUAUGGCUAUCUAUCUAUAUUUCCCAACCAAGACAAUCGUGCUGAGGUUUACAAUCAAAGACACCGAAAUCAGAGCAUUGAAAGUCUUCCCAACUCAGAAGAUGUUUGCCUUUCACCAUUAUAUCCUGAUUGUAAAGAUGAUGCAAGCAGUAAUGAUUCAAAUAUGGGCAAUUAUGAAUAUUUGCCCACCAACUUUGAUGCCCACUUGACUGAUUUUGAAAUUAAUUCCAAUUGGUCCAAGUACGAAAGUAUUCCCAAAGAUAUGAAUGCCCUUAAAAGCAAUUUAAAGAUUGACAAUGCUACAGUAAAGCGAGCUCUGCAAAUUAUUAAAGAAAAAUCCAACAAAGAAAUCGAAGAGAAGCGCGAGGAAUUUACCGAAAAACGACUGGAAAAUAUCUGGAACUUGUUAAAGGAGCUUAAGAACGAGUUGGCCAUGAAAAAGUUAGACAACUGA
Messenger RNA from Drosophila innubila, 2592 nucleotides. RefSeq names its product transient receptor potential cation channel protein painless-like. Lineage: Eukaryota; Metazoa; Arthropoda; Insecta; Diptera; Drosophilidae. The transcript has 4 exons. The record is from RefSeq and is a predicted model, not a curated record. Bases 1 to 2592 code for a protein of 863 amino acids. Gene Ontology annotation, molecular function: protein binding.